This is a messenger RNA of Tripterygium wilfordii, 948 nucleotides long. RefSeq lists its product as uncharacterized. Bases 129 to 716 code for a protein of 195 amino acids. The transcript has 3 exons. The record is from RefSeq and is a predicted model, not a curated record. NCBI's taxonomy places the organism in Eukaryota, Viridiplantae, Streptophyta, Magnoliopsida, Celastrales, Celastraceae.
ACCCUGCUCCACUUACUCUCCCUCGCUCACUGGGCUUAACAAUCCCCGAGACAACCUUGAAGCUUCCCCCCCAAACCCAGAGAAUCUCAGUCACUGAUAGCUCGCUCAAAAUUUCGGCGAAACUAGACAUGGAGGGAGUGGGGUCGCGGCUGGGCCGAGCCUCGUCCCGGUCCGGUUCAGCAGCGACGGCUUCAGUGUUCAGUGGCCCGGUGAGGAAGUGGAAGAAGAGGUGGGUAAACGUGUCGCCGUCUCCCGCAGUCGUUUCUCAUUCCCAAUCCAACGGCCACCAUAGAAGCAACGGAAAUGGAAGCAACAACGUCUCCUCCUCUCACCUCGUCCUUUGCCGCUGGACCCCACUACCCCUUGCCACUGCCGCUACAGACGACGCAGCUACUGCCGGUGAGGAGGAGCCUCCCAAACGCAGGUUCCGAUACACUCCGGUUUCUGUAAUUGAAGGACAGAAGAUGAGAAGUGCGAAAAAUGAUGAAGAUGAAUCUAAAACAAGGGAGAUUAGCCAAGUUAAGAAUUCCCCAACUUCAAAAGGCAAUGAACUGAAUGCGGACAACGCGUUGAAGAAAGAAGCAAAGGAUUCAGAAAUCAGUCAUUUGGAUUUGGGUUUAUGCUUGAAAGGCCACGUUGGCGGUAGUGAUUUUGGCCAGAGCAAAGAUACUCAGUUGAAAAGUGCAAGCUCAGGUCGGUUUUGGACUAUGGCUUGAUACAAAGCUGCUGCUGAUGAAAGUUCAUACCCCUUACUGUAAUCUCUGCACUGAAAUGACUCAACACUGCUCCGCUUUGUAAUCAAAUUGUAGACUUGUUUUGUAAUCUUCCGUGCUUAUGUGAGGUCAGUUUGUAUUUACAACAAAAUCUCUUAAUCUUGCGCCUAGUUUACUGCCUUGUAUAUAUAGUUAUGCUGUGGCAGCUACAUGAAAAGUUCUCCCCUUCAUAUUA